Messenger RNA from Monopterus albus (swamp eel), 1185 nucleotides. RefSeq names its product polycomb complex protein BMI-1. Gene Ontology annotation, molecular function: metal ion binding; promoter-specific chromatin binding. The record is from RefSeq and is a predicted model, not a curated record. NCBI's taxonomy places the organism in Eukaryota, Metazoa, Chordata, Actinopteri, Synbranchiformes, Synbranchidae. The transcript is spliced from 9 exons. Gene Ontology annotation, cellular component: PRC1 complex. Gene Ontology annotation, biological process: negative regulation of transcription by RNA polymerase II.
ACGGCUCCUGCUCACAAACGUGUUAUUUAUCGCUAGAACAUGGCAUUCCAAUUUGUCCAGAUGGAAAAAAUGCAGCCCAACCGGAUAAAAAUCACAGAUCUGAAUCCCCACCUCACAUGCCCACUGUGCGCUGGUUACUUAAUUGAUGCCACAACCAUCGUAGAGUGCCUGCACUCUUUUUGUAAAACAUGCAUCGUUGCCUUUCUGGAGACGAAUAAGUUCUGCCCUCGAUGUGAUGUCCAGUAACCUAACACUUUAUUUUUUUCUAGAGCGGACAAAACUCUACAAGAUAUUGUUUAUAAGCUUGUUCCAGGGUUGUUCAAAGAUGAGAUGAAACGGAGGCGGGACUUCUACGCAGAGAAUCGUGUGCUGGAACCAGGGGAAGUGGUCGAGACGUUUAACAUAGCAGAGGAUGAAAUCAUCAGUCUGUCGAUACAGUUCUAUGAGAGGAACAAAAACAGUGAGCGGCACCGUGCAGAGAUGGAAGGAGACAAGUCCAAUGGUAAACGCUUCCUGCAGUGCCCAGCAGCCAUGUCCGUCAUGCACUUAGCAAAGUUCCUCCGAAGCAAGAUGGAUAUUCCCAAUAACUACCGGGUGGAGGUGUUGUACGGCGAUGAGCCCUUGAAGGAUUACUACACACUAAUGGAUAUUGCCUACUUCUACGAGUGGAGACGAACUGGACCCAUCCCCCUGCAGUAUCUUGUCAAACCAACCCGGAAGCGAAGGAGGCCGUCCCAGUCCGCCGCCCAGGGCCACUCUGAUGGCGUCAACACCAGCCCAACAUCAGAGAGCGACUCUCAUAGCGACAAAGUCCACAGUCCUGCUGCAGCCCAGCUGCCCCGAGCCUCUUCACAGUCCAGCCCUUCGUCCCACAACAUCUCUCCCGCCAUCCAAAGCUCCAACGGUACCACUGUGCCCAACAACACUCAGCGACACACGCUCGCCUCCAAACAGGGCGCCAACCCUCGCAAGAUGACUGUCAAUGGCACAAGCUCUGGGACCAGUAAAGAGGAGGCGAGGGGAGGUGACAAAAGUGGUUUGCCUCCGACAACCUAACGUGUGUAGAGGGCAGCAGGGAGGACAGUGUUUGAACUGCUCUCUUCUUUCUUUCUACUGAGCAGAAAGAAGAGCUUGAGCCCUCUUCCCUCUGGACAAACGGGAGGCAGAUUACUGUUAUCAUCUUUC